This is a messenger RNA of Staurois parvus, 418 nucleotides long. Lineage: Eukaryota; Metazoa; Chordata; Amphibia; Anura; Ranidae. The record is from the annotation of a GenBank genome assembly.
GCUGCUGCCAUAGUCCAGAGGUCUCCAUGGGUCCCUGACGGCCUCCCAUUGCUGCUGUUUCCAUCGCCACACUCUGGGCCAUGUGCCACAUUCAGGUCUCUUCACACUGCUGGGUUCCAUUUUGUCAUAGGGUUGCUGGCAGAUUACAGGCCUCCCAUAGGUGCUGCCAGGCCCCAAAUCUGCCAUGGACCCCCGUACCGCCUGGUCACGCUGCUGCUGGGCCCACAGUGUGACCUGGGUCCCUGUACCGCCUCCCAUUGCUCCCACUCUGCCAUGUGCCACUUUCAGGUCUCCUCACACUCCUGCUGGUUUCCAUUUUUGUCAUAGGUUGCUGUAUGGCCUCCCAUUGCUGCUGCCUCCACCGCCACACUGUGGCUCCAAACACUGGUUUUGGCCCCGUGACUGGCCAAAUGAGUGA